Molecule: messenger RNA, 2283 nt
Organism: Colletes gigas
Lineage: Eukaryota; Metazoa; Arthropoda; Insecta; Hymenoptera; Colletidae
Gene: Spag1
Product: RNA polymerase II-associated protein 3
Exons: 10
Coding region: 1-2040 (679 amino acids)
Cellular component (GO): mitochondrion; cytosol
Molecular function (GO): heat shock protein binding
Source: RefSeq, a predicted model, not a curated record
AUGGAUGCGAACGAUACAGAGCUUGUUCGCGUUGCGAAACCAGAGAAACAGUCGUUGCUCGAAAGGUACGGCGUACCGGUCGAGCAUCUUUCGUACGAAUACAUUUCCGAAUGCACAGACGGGAAAACGCUGGAGCGUUUAGUAACUAUACUGCGUUCCGGCGAAGAAGGUUAUUACCCGGAUUUAACGAGACACGCGGAAGAACGGUUGACUGUUAUUAAGCCAACGAGUACGGUUUUAAGAAAAUUCGAACCCGUUAUCAGGCGAAACAUGUUAGAGCCAAGUGAGUGCAAGAAAAUUGAUACGGACAUAAAUACUUGGUCGUCUGAGAUGCAGUCUCGAGAAAAAGAUUUAGAAGAAGGAAGGACAACGUUAUUGUCAGACGCAGUUCCUCAGCCGGAAAUCAGGAAAUUUAUAGAGGAACCCAUAAAAAAUAAUAAAGCAACGAAUUCGAGAAAUACUGAUAAAACCAAACGAAUCGCUUCGUGCGAUUACUCCGCAUGGGAUAAGUACGAUGUCGACACGGAAUUAAAUAAAAUAGAUAUACGUGACGAGCAGACCCGUGCUGGAGCCAAAAUAUUUCAACGAAAACAAAAGGAAAUAAUCGAGAAAAAGAAACUUGAAAAACAGACAAUAAUUGACAAAUCAUCAUUGACCGGGACCGAAUUAAACGUAAUGGCGGAACAAGAAAGGGAAAAGGGAAACGAGUCGUUCAGGGCUGGUGAUUACGAAGAAGCUCUCGAACAUUAUAAUACUAGUAUUAAGAUAGAUUCAAAUAUAUCUGCGUACAACAAUCGCGCGAUGACACUUAUGAAACUUCAGCGAUAUGAAAAAGCUCUUGACGAUUGCAAUUUUGUGCUUAGCAUGGAAUGUACAAAUGUAAAAGCCCUUCUGCGACGAGCUGUGACCUUAGAACACCUAGAAAACCCGUCUGAGGCGCUGCUAGAUUACGAAACCGUUUUGAAAUUGGAACCAACCAACCCAAAUGCGAUAGCCGGAGUAAAGAAGUUAAGAAAACCUUGCACAUCUAAGAAAGUGAGAAUGGCUAUCGUAGAACAGGAGGAAGAUACGAGUGUAGAAUCGAAGUCGAACGAAAUCGUGAAGAAUAAAAGUUUCUAUCAGCAAUUCGAAUCAAAAUUAUCUAUCGAGAAUAAUAUUUGCUUUUGCGACCGAGCGCCAGGGCCGUCGCAAAAUUUGAGACCCAGGCCGCACUUUAAAGCCGAUUACUGUCUCGAUAACGUCAACAAACAAAAAGAAACGAUUAAAAACGACGUUUCAAAGAAAUCCGAAUUGUCUAAACGUUCUAAUUCGGCGCAAGAAAGGAGUUCCUCGUUAUUUACAAACCCAAAAUCAAUCUUCUCUUGCGCGAUGCCACCUAAGCGAGGUAAUUCCGUUAUCAUCGAGGAAUUACCUAGCGAGCCUUGUAACAAUGGUGUGAAAAGCAAAUCAAACGAGAUGGCUGCUAAUAAAAAUAAUUCCAACACAAACACCUCGAAUACGAAUAAAACGUACGACGAUAAGAAAUCGAAAUUGAAUGUUAAGAAUGUAAAAAAAAGUCACGAACAAAAUUCGAACUCGUUUAAUACAGUGUCGUCUCCAAGGGAAAUACAAGUUGCUGAUAAGUACGAGAUAAAAACUAGUAAAUCGAAAAAAUGUAUUUCAAAGAAUUUUAAUAAUAUCGAAAACCCCUACGAAUUUAUGCGCGUAUGGCGGUCAAUGAAAAGUGAUACUGAUUUAGAAAUACACGCCCAGUUGUUGCGGUCUUUGAACGUCGAUAAAUUAGGCACAGUUUUAGGCAACGAACUCGACGGAAACAUGUUCAGUACGAUUUUGCGUUGCUUAGAGCGACAUUUUUGCACCCCUAAUGACACCGAGCUGCUCAACAAUUUUCUGAAGUCGUUCAGUCGAGUGAAACGUUUUUCCAUUAUGAAUAUGUUCAUGAACACGGAAGAUAAAACAGUUGUCAAAAAUAUAUUAAGUUUCUUAGAAGAACGUGGCUCGUCAGAUGUUUCGUCACUGCGACAAAUUUAUUGCAUCUAAGAAUAUCUGUGUUCUUAGAUCUUUUCGAAUUUAGUAGCGACAUUUGAACAUCGAGUACCAACUUUAUGCGUUAUAGUAAUAAUGUACGAUAUAUUGCACUACGGUAACAACGUUAUUUUUUUAUUUGAUCAUUGUAACGACGCAACAGUUCGAUUCUUUUUACUUAACAAUAUCAUUACUUUACUCCUUAAAUAAUAAGAUUAAUGUAUUAAACCAACUCACCAAUUACUUUCCAACUUCUGU